Psammomys obesus (fat sand rat) is the source of this 766-nucleotide messenger RNA. It is a transcript of the gene Efcab9, whose product is annotated as EF-hand calcium binding domain 9. Gene Ontology annotation, molecular function: calcium ion sensor activity. The transcript is spliced from 4 exons. NCBI's taxonomy places the organism in Eukaryota, Metazoa, Chordata, Mammalia, Rodentia, Muridae. Gene Ontology annotation, cellular component: cytoplasm; sperm principal piece. The record is from RefSeq and is a predicted model, not a curated record. Gene Ontology annotation, biological process: sperm capacitation; flagellated sperm motility. The coding region runs from base 1 to 648 and encodes 215 amino acids.
AUGAUCCUGAGGGAAGGGUCUUUUCUGUGGUACCUUUACCUGGACAAAAUCUACUGCUUACUGUCUUUGAGAAAUGUGAAGGCCUUGAUGGAGUAUUUUCACCUUCUGGACGCACAUCACAGGAACACCUUGAAUGAUGUGCUGUUCUUUCAUUUCCUCCACCACGUGACUAACCUGAAAGUCACACAGAUCAAGAUAGUAUUUGAUAUGCUGGACUGGACGGCUAUAGGAGAGAUUGGUUUUGACCAGUUCUAUAUGUUGGUCUGCAUACUGCUGUCACAUCAGAACCGUCUGCAAGAUCAGUUUAUGUAUCGCCACUCCAGGGCAGUCUUUGACCUGCUUGAUCUGAAUGGGGAGUUGAAACUAGACGCAUCCCACUUCCAAAUGUACAGAUUUCUCUUCAAUAUCAAGAAACAGGAACUCCGAGACCUCUUCCAUGACUUUGACAUCACAGGCGACCAAAUGCUUGAUUACAAGGAAUUUAAACUGUACACAAUCUUCUGCACGGAGAAAUCCAUAGACAAGAAGAAGAGAAGAGAAAGACAGGAAGAGAGACAGAAAGAAAAAGACAAAGGGAAAGACAAAGAGAAGAUUCAUCAUUUAAGGAAGUUGUAUUCGUCUGUGUUCAGCAAUAAGAGUCUCCUAUGAUACAGAAGUGAGCAUGACUGAUUAAAAUUAACAUGGCCACAAUGAGGUAAAGCACCAAAGUUCUUUUUUUUUUAAUGUAUGUAUUAUGUAUGUAUCCAUUGAGACAUGGUCUCACAGU